Molecule: messenger RNA, 1179 nt
Organism: Acaulospora colombiana
Lineage: Eukaryota; Fungi; Glomeromycota; Glomeromycetes; Diversisporales; Acaulosporaceae
Source: the annotation of a GenBank genome assembly
AAUGACUCGUUCGACACGGCGAUCACUGCCGUCGAAGAAGUCUAUACUGCCCGUGCAAAUAUGCCCGGAGCCAGAGACGUGGACGAGGAUUAUCAAAAUGGCCCGCAGAGUAUGAUUAACAAGUGGCGUGGCGUUUCGGUCCCUAUGCCUUCUUGGGAUGCUGCGAGUGGCAUCAUUGAUGCCGGUCUGAACAAGGGUGCCAUUGACGAUCGCAAGAUGUUGCUCGAGACGGCGUUGACGACUAUGUCGUCGUUGCCCAAGAGCGGCCUUGCCGAUGCGCUCAACCAAAAGACUAUUGCGCUGCUCUACCGCGACCUCCCUCACCCUCCUGCAUCCUUUAUUGGCAACAAGUACGCCUGGCGUCAGCCCGACGGAUCCCACAACAACCCACACAACCCAGACCUCGGCAAAGCCGGCACAUUCUAUGCUCGCUCGGUACAAGGCCAAACCCCCAUGCCACUCGCCGAACAACCCGACCCGGGUCUCAUUUUCGACACGCUGUUGCGCCGCGAAAAGUUCAAGCCUCACCCGAGUGGCAAUAGUGCGAUGAUGUUUGGGUUUGCGACCUUGGUCAUCCACUCGUGUUUCCGUACGAACCACGACGACUGGACGAUCAACGAUACGUCGUCCUAUGUCGACCUGUCGCCAUUGUAUGGUAACAAGGAGGAGGAUUUGAACAAGUUGCGGAGGUUUGAUGGCACGGGGUUGAUGUGGAAUGAUGUGUUUGCCGAGGAUAGACUGUUGUUCCUCCCACCCAUCAGUUGUGCGCUCUUGGUCCUGUUUUGCAGGAACCAUAACUAUAUCGCGACCAAGUUGUUGGAGAUUAACGAAAAGAAAAAGUGGACCAAUCCCCCUCCCAAGGACCCCAAGGCUCUGAGGGACCAAGAUGAUGAAAUUUUCAAUAUCGCGAGGCUCAUCAAUUGUGCUUGGUUUGCGGGUAUCGUCUUUUCCGACUACCUCGCCGCCAUCUUGGGUUUGUCUCGUGAUGCCAACCCAUGGUCCAUGGACCCCUUCUCCGAGAUCCGUAACGACGACCAUACGAUGGUCGAGCGUGGUCAGGGUAAUGCUAACUCUGUCGAAUUCAACUUGCUCUACCGCUGGCACGCCACCCUCUCGGAGCCUGAUGUCUCAUGGCUCGAGCGCAUGUUUUCUGCUAGCUUUGGCAAGCCCCCAGAGGAA